Molecule: messenger RNA, 6243 nt
Organism: Pieris rapae (cabbage white)
Lineage: Eukaryota; Metazoa; Arthropoda; Insecta; Lepidoptera; Pieridae
Gene: Prestin
Product: prestin
Exons: 17
Coding region: 414-2537 (707 amino acids)
Biological process (GO): transmembrane transport
Cellular component (GO): membrane
Molecular function (GO): sulfate transmembrane transporter activity; bicarbonate transmembrane transporter activity; chloride transmembrane transporter activity
Source: RefSeq, a predicted model, not a curated record
UAAUAGCGUUAAAACUCAGUCUAUGAGUGCACGCUGUGGUGUCUGGAAGAAAAUAUGAAAUAUUUAAAAAUAUUUCAUCACUUUUACAAACUCAACAAAAUGGUUUCUUAUGUGUUUAAAUUGUAAAAUUAAAAAAACUAAAAUACGGGUAGAUACAAAAAAGCGAGCAAUAGUGACAUUGUGUGUUGUGUUCUUACCUUAUACUUGUGUGUCAUUUGUGCCUGAAGUAAAGUUUCCAAGCUUUAACUUGAACUUUUGAAUAUAAGUUUAUGAAAAAAUAACAAGUGCAGUUAUAAGUGGAAAUUACCAAUGCCUAUACAUUACUCAGUAAUUGGCUGCCCCAAUUAAUUUUAUCACAACAUAUCGAUCGCUAAAGGUCUAAAUAAUAUGGGCCCAAAUAAUUGUAUCGCAAAAUGCGUUUGAAAAAGACGUUGUUGUUGUUCGAAAAUGAUUUCCAAAUACAUACACGUGAUAAUGAUGAAGACAUUCCUUUGUUACGGGACGAGGGCAUCGAUGGUGAUGACCGGCCUCAGACGCCGUCCAGUCAGCAGUUCAACGUGAUAAGACGCGUCUACCACCAGGAUGUACUUAAUAAGGAUGCCGACUAUCAUUUGCCUGAAAAGCCUUUGAGCUAUACGGCCAAAAAAGCGGUCCAGAGUUGCGGUUUUGGGGAGUGUCUAUUUAAUUCGUUGCCGAUCAUAAAAUGGCUGCCCGCUUACAAACCGAAGACAGAUCUGAUUGGCGAUUUGGUCGCCGGCGCCACCACUGCUGUUAUGCACAUACCACAAGGAAUGGCGUAUGCCCUGUUGGCCCAAGUGCCACCAAUUAUAGGGCUCUACAUGGCAUUCUUUCCAGUUCUCGUGUAUGUUGUGUUCGGAACUUCGCCCCAUGUGUCGAUGGGAACUUUUGCGGUAGCCUGCUUAAUGGCUGGAAAGGUUGUUACCGAGCACGCAGCACAUGAAGUUCCAAUGAAUGGGACAGAUAUUGCUGAAGGGACCCUACAACUGACAUCGCAGUUCUCAAACGUACAAGUUCUUAGUACAGUCACAUUUGCUGUUGGAUUAAUACAGAUAAUGAUGUGGGUACUCCGCCUUGGAGCGGUGUCAACGUUACUGUCAGAGCCUCUGGUCUCUGGCUUUACAACGGCGGCAUCCUUGCACGUAUUAGCUUCACAAGUCAAGGACCUCUUCGGGAUAAGACUGCCUAAACUAGGAAGCAACUAUAAAGUCGUCUUUACUGUCAUAGAAGUCUUUAAAAACAUGUCGAAUUUGAAUUGGGCAGCGUUUAUAAUCUCGUUCAUCACAUGUCUCGUCAUAUCACUCAACAAUGACCUACUUAAGCCAUGGGUCAGCAAGCGAAGUAGGGUGCCGGUGCCUAUAGAGUUACUGGCGAUAGUUAUAGGAACUCUUGUGUCUAAAUUCGUUGAUCUUAAAACUAACUACGGUCUUUCAUUAGUUGGUACUAUACCUACUGGUCUCCCAGUGCCAGAAGUACCACCUAUGCAGCUCCUCCCAGAUAUAGCUUUAGACGCAUUCACCAUAACAAUGGUCACUUACACCAUAUCAAUGUCUAUGUCACUGAUAUUCGCAGCAAAGGAGAAAUAUGAAGUUGAUGCUAAUCAGGAACUGUUAGCACUGGGAGCGAGUAACGUGUUCGGUGCGUUCUUUACAUGCGCUCCGAUGUGUGCCAGUUUGUCUCGCUCAUACAUACAGUAUCAGGCGGGUGGUAAGACUGGUAUAACGUCAAUAGUGAGUGGGUUGUUAAUUCUGUGCGUACUUCUAUGGGUUGGGCCUUUCUUCGAGCUACUGCCACGUUGCGUUCUGGCUUCCAUCAUCGCUGUCUCGCUCAAAGGCAUGUUCAUGCAAGUCACAGAACUCGCCAAAUUCUGGCGGCUGAGUAAACUAGACGCACUAGUAUGGCUUGCUACAUUUUUGACUACUGUCCUCAUAGACAUAGAUAUUGGGCUUGGCGCGGGUCUUCUAGCCUCAGUGGGAGCUCUAUUCGUGCGAUCUCAGCGACCGUAUACAUGCUUAUUAGGAAGAGUUCUUGAUACAGACCUCUACCUCGAUAUCAAACGGUACCGUGCGGCGGAUGAACUUCCCGGGGUAAAAAUAUUCCACUACUGUGGUGGACUCAACUUUGCCAGUAAGAACCUCUUCAGGGCCACACUGUUCAGGAAAAUUGGCUAUUUGAAGGAGACAGAUGAAGACAAUCUCACUAACAAGAGUGAGUCGUACGAGUGGGAUUCUACUCUUAGCAGAAAGAUAAACUGUGUAAUAAUAGACGCGACAGCACUAUCUUAUGUUGACGCGCCGGGGAUCAAAAGUCUUCUCUCCGCUCAGCAAGAACUCGUCAGCAGUCACAUCACCGUUCUUUUAGCUGGCGCUAACGGUCCCGUCCUAGAAAUGAUAGAGAAGUACAAUUCUUUAGAGUCAGAGCAGUUGCAAGUGGAAACUUUUCCGACGGUCCACGACGCCGUCGUCUACUACAAGAUGUUAGAGACCAAGAAGGAACCCACCAUCACCAUUGCCACGUGAUUAGAAAUUUUUUUAGUCAUUUACUACUUCUUGUGAUAGUUAUAUCACUAUUUUUUAAACAUCCAUCACUAAUAUUGAAAUAGGAGUUUCUACAACUAAAUUUGUAAUAAACAUUAUUUUAUUUUAAUAAUUAUACUUCCAUUUUUAAUUCCGUAGAAUUAUGACAGCUAUCAUUUUUUGACAUAUCAGAGAUUACAAACCUAUUUGUACUCUUUUCAAUUUCUAUACGUGUUUGAACAUCUUUAGUCUAUUCAUUUAAUUUGUUAGUGAAUGUAUUCAUUUUAAAAGGUGCUAUUGGUGAAAUAUUAAAAGUGUUUUUACGGCGAGUCAUAAUUACGACGCUUUUUAUCACAAACAGUAAAAAACGCGCAAGUUAAGAUAGAGAGGUAGAGAUUAAAGUUAGUUAAAGAAUAAAAUAAAGUAAUUAUAGUUGAUUCGAUAUAUGUAUCGUUAUAUCGAUAUUGAAAUAUUUGUUAUUUUUGUAUUAGAUCACUUGAAUAAGUAAAUAUUUAGACCGUUUUGUAGGUAAAACAAAAAUAAAUUUGCUCUUAAAUGGGUUAAAUUUGCUCUUAAAUGGGUUAAAUUUGCCCCUUUUACGGUGGAGAACUUUUUAGUAGCAACACUUAUGAAAUGUCAGAACAAUACGGAAUGAAACAUCGGAGUAUAAUUAUUGAAAUAAAACAAUAUAUAACAUUUUAUCAAGUUUGUCUACAAUUACUGCAGUUCAUGCUUUUGUUAAAGUUGUCACCAGAAAUUGCUAACUAUAAUAAUUACAUAUUAAAUGUUUGCCCAAUCUCACUACUCAAAUAUUAAAGUGUUGUUUUAAAGAACCCUAUUUUACUAGUUACUAAGGGUUAAAAUCAGAGUCGACUUGCGACUUAUAACAAUAAAUAUAAAAAAUGCGUAGGAAAUUGUACUUAGCAAAAUUGUACUUAGUAAGUCUCGCUAAUCUUAUGUACAAAGCCACCCAAGACUAUGGGAUUUCAAGGGAAAGUACCUUCAAUAUGGUCUGUAGAAUAUUUUGCCGAAGAAACUAUAUUUUGAUUGAUGGUAUGGUUACGGUUAGUUAAUUAUGAGGAAUCGAACUCAAAUGUGAAAACACAUAAUUUUUUCAAAUAUUUUGAAAGAGAGAAACUACGUAAAAUUUUUUAUGUAAUAAUAAUACUUUCAGCAAAAUAUACUAUCUACGAUAUUUAAUACUCUCUCCCUUGAUGUCCCAUAGUCUUGAGAUGCCUCUCGUGUAUACUCUCGAUAAAAAUUUGUUGUUUUCGUGCGUCACACAAGGUGUACGCUGCCAUAUACGAGUAUUUUAGAUUUUAACGAAUAUUUAUGAUUCUAUUUGCUGUGACUUGUGUGAUUGUUGCUAAUUUUACGUGUACCCUUUUAUCGGUUAGACAGAGCUAUAAUCAUUUUCUACUUACCAAGGAAAAUUAUCAUUGGAAAAAUGCAGCAUUGCCAAACUUCAUAUAAGAAUAUCCUUGAUACCUAUUAUGUUGGCCAAACUGAUAAUGAAUUACGGAUUUAUUUUAUAGACGAAAAUAUCGACACGCUUAGCCUUCUUGGUUCAUCUUUAAUCGUUCUAUUUAAAAACUUUAUUAGAUUUUAGUAACUAAUUUUGAAAAUGGAAGACUUUCAUUUGAUUUUUAAUCCACUUCUCAAUUUAUUUUGGAAAAUAAUAUAAAAUCAAGCGAUGAUGGCAAUGCGAGUGUUUAUUAUUUCUAUAAAUUAUUUGUAUUAUCUUACCUUGACGUACCCUAAUCCAUAAAUAUAAAAAAUAUGUCCCUUAAGUGAUCAACUGUUGUAAUAUACUUAUUAAUAAGAGAAUUGCCAUAUUUAAUUUACAAAUUGGCUAUCUGUUAAAAAAAUCUCGAACGAUUAAAUACACUUAAACGACCAGUACAGUAAACAAUGUUGAAUAUGUAUCUAAGAUUUAGAGUCGAGAUCUAGACAGUGUAACUCGCGUUUGUCAAAAAUUAACCGAUUUUUGACAUACGGGAGUCACAUCUAUCGCUAAGUCUGGACUCUGCAAUACCGAGGCAAUGUUGAUGGCACUAUAGCAGUUUUAUCCCCACAGUGGGGCAAAGGCCAUCAGACCUAUUUCAUAGUACAAGAUGGUUUACAGUUUGAUAUCACGGUGGCAAUCAUUUUGGCUUAUUUUAUAAAAUCGAGUAAGAAAAGUCCAAAGAAAAAAUGUAAUACACUACUUUAGUGUAACCAUUACUUAAACUUAAACUAGAGGGAUAAUUAAAUUAGCGAAUAUUUGUUUCCAUUUUAUCGUUCAAACCGCCGUUGAAAACCACAUAAAUGUCUACAGUACAAUAAGAUGUGGUUAAACAGUAGCGACCUCGAAUAAGCUCUAUAGAGCUGUUUUGGACUAAGCUUAGGUUAGAAAAUACUUAAUUACCGAGACUGCCUUCGUAUGGUAAAAUCCGAAUUGUGGUUAUUUACAACAUACAGUAUGUACUUUCUACUAGUUAACUGACCAGAGUUCUAUCCAUCGACAUCCCUAAUUUCUCUCGAAAGCUAGACUUUAGUUACGUUACGUUUCGAUAAAUGUAUUCGUACGUUUGGCCAAUUUUCUAUAUAUAAGUUUUACAUUAUUAGUGCUAUAGAGAUUAAACAGAGAAAAGUUCAUAGAAACGCAGAGCCAUAUGAAACAUAAUUUAAAGGAUUUAUUUAUGAUCGGAGGUUGCCUACUUGUAAAUUAUUACGGUGUUCCGAACUUCUGAUAACUUAAAAAUAGUUACAGAAUGUUGUUAUGUAUAGAACGUUGCAUGUUAUGAAGAUAACAGAAGUUAAAAUUGUAUUUUAUAAAAUUUAUACCUGUAUCUGUAAAACUGUAUAGAUUUUGGGUUGACCAUAUUACAGAGGAGCUUGGGAAACGCAUUGUACCGAGCCAUAAUAUACGAGAUCGAUUUGGUAUACGCUAAGUUUUAUAAUCCCCGUACACGGACCAUUCCGACCUUGUGAAACCUGUUAAAUUAAUAAUAAGUGCUAAAAGCGAUCAGUUUAUACUGAUUAUAUAUUUCAGUUAUAUAAUGAAAUAUAUAACUGAAAUAUAUAAUUCAGUAUAUUUCAGUUAUAUAUUUCAUUAUAACUGAAUGCUUAUAAAAUAUAAUGCUGAAUUAGCAUAAGCUAUUUUCAUGCUUAGUAUGAAAUUAGCUUAUGCUAUUUUUAUACUAAUGUUGAGUGUUUGUUUGUUCCAUCUUGCUAGCUUUGUUGUAUACAAAGAAAAUUGUUUUUAAAUAUUAAAAUAUAUAUGGAACAUAAGAUAGACAGGUGUCACUUUAUUAAGCAACACUCAACUGAAGUUAGAAAAAUAUAUUUUUAUUAUAUUAUGAAACUGAACAAAUGAUGAACUAUUUUUGUAUUUUAUAACUAACACUGUUUGCAUUUGUGAUUUCGUCUAAAAUACUAAUGUGAAAUGUGAUUUAGGAUGAGCGCACACUUGAAUGGAAUACAUACAUUUAUUUAACAAUUUGAAACUGUGCGCUGAUCCUAACCAUUUUCAAAAAGAUCUUUUCUUCAAAUCAGAUUUUCCGCGAGGUGUUUAAAUACUUAAAAAAUUUUAGAUCUAAAAAUCUCGAGGACUAUCUUCCUUCGCGUUACUUAAAUUAUUUACUUAAGUGUAACGUACUAUUGUGAUAUUUGUACCUAAGAUGUGUAUUUGUACUUAUGUUAAUAAAUAGUUAUUUUGUGUACAAUU